UAAUUCCUAACAUUAUCAUAUAAUCUCCAUUAAUUUCAAGAAUUCUCUUCAUCUUUCUACGGCAAGUAAGUUAUUUGUGCUGAUAUGACAGUGGAUAGGGUGGUUGAUAUGAAACAAGUCUCUAAAGAAGAAGCUUGGAAAUUGUUCCGUGAACAAGUGGGUGAACUUGUUGAUUCUCCAGAGAUACAACCCUAUGCUCGAAUUAUUGUUGAGGAGUGUGGUGGUUUGCCGUUGUUGAUCAUUGUUACUGGAAGGGCCUUGGCAGGGGUGAAUGAAGCUUCAGUGUGGGAGGAUGCAACAAGGGAAUUUGUAUUGCCUAGCACACCUCAGAUAUAUGAUGUUGAAGCUGUUGUGCAACGUAUGAAAUUUAGUUAUGGCAGAUUGAAAGCUUAUGACAUAAAGAGUUGCUUCCUUUAUUGUGCCUUGUUUUCAGAAGAUCGAGAGGUUGAUAUAUCUGAACUGGUAAAAUGUUGUAUCCAAGAAGGUUUAAUUUCGGGAAAUUGGUCUGAAGCAUAUCAGAGGGGGCAUGAUAUAGUUAAGACCCUUGUAGGUGCCUCUCUAUUGCAGAGUACUAACGGCGGUCUUGCGAUCAAAAUGCAUGAUGUGGUUAGAGAUUUAGCAUCAGCGAUUAUGUCAGGGGCAGAAGGCUUACAGUUUAUGUUGAGACUCUAUUCAAGAUCGACAGAGUCAUUAAAUCUAGGAACCAAUCCAUCGUACAAGCCAAUUGAAAGCCCUGAAAGCAACAGGUCAAUUCCUGAAGGUUGUGGAUUCUUGUUGGAAGGCGGUGUAGGUCUGAGGGAGCUACCUCCAAAACGGGAGCAAUGGGAACGAGGAAAGAUUAUUGCUUUGAUGGAUAAUGAGCGUCUACCUGAAAAUCCAAGUUCACCUAAUCUCCUAGUGUUGUUCCUUGAGAGAAACAGACGUUUAAGAGUGAUACCUUCAUCCUUUUUUGACUCCAUGCCUUGUCUCAGCUUCUUGAACCUAUCUAAGACCAGAAUCAAUUGCUUGCCUCAGUCAAUCUCAAAGCUAAAACGACUUCAAUUUCUUAUUCUACGUGAUUGUGAUUGUUUAGUUGAACUGCCAUCUGAAGUUGGAUCCCUUGGAAAGCUUGAGGUGCUUGAUCUCCGAGGUACUGAAAUUAACAGCUUACCUAAUGAGAUUUGUAGAUUGGCUUCUCUAAGGUACUUGGAAGUAUGCUUUUAUGGAUCUAUUAGUCCCAACGAGUAUGCUUAUCUACCACAUGAAUUGUUUUCAGUUGGCAUAGUGUCAACACUCUUUUCUUUGGAAACGCUUAGUAUUGGUGUCUACCCUGGAGAUCAGAGGUGGAACAAGAGCAUAAAAGCCAUCACAAUGGAGGUUUGUAGCUUGAAAAUUUUGACUUCUCUCAAUUUUUGUUUCCCAGAAGUAGAGCUUCUUGAUCUCUUUCUUCGAACUUGCCCCAAAUGGAAUGAUCAACUCUUAACUAAGUUUAAGUUUGUGGUUGGUUAUGAUGUCAAGCGCAUCGUGUCACGGGUGCCAAGCUCUGUGGAGUUCGAUUAUAAUCAACACGGUCGGUGCUUGAGAUUCGUUAAUGUUAAAAUUGUACCUCAUGUAGUUUGUGAAGUAUUAGCUCGUACUACUGCUUUCUAUUUAGAUCAUCACCUUAGCAUGCUGAGUUUAUUUGAAUUUGGGGUGGGUAAUAUCAAUGGAUUGAAAUUAUGUAUUGUGAGUGAAUGUCCUAGAAUUCAAUCAAUUAUUGAUGGAAAUAAACUUGCUGAAACUGUAUUUCCAUCUCUGGAGUAUUUGAGUAUUCAGUACUUACGGGAUUUGGAGAGGAUUUGGAAGGGUAAUAUACCAUAUGGCAGUUUCAGUAAGUUAAGAAUUUUGCUGGUGCAUUCAUGUCCAAAGUUGGAAUUUGUUUUUACAAGCUCCAUGCUUCCAUUUGUAUCUAAUCUAGAAGAGUUGGUAGUUGAAGAUUGUCCAGCCGUUGAAGUAAUCGUACUCCACCAGGAUGACAUCAUGGAUUCUGAAAUUGUUUUACUCUCUAGUUUGAAGAAGUUAACACUUCAUCAUCUUCCUAGAUUGUUCAAUAUUUGGGAAGGUGCUUGGCCAUCAUUAGAAUGUAUUAGCUUUUAUAAGUGCCGAAAUCUGAAGAAGCUUGGUAUGGACUCGAAGUUAAAGUACAGUUUGAAGGAGAUUAAAGCAGAGAAGCAUUGGUGGGAUGCAUUACAGUGGGAUGGAAGUUCAUUAUUUUUGGAUCUUGAAGCGCAUUUCAUCCCUGUUUGAGUGUUGAUAAAUGAUUCAACUCUGGGCAUGUUAAUGGGGAAGGAGAAGUCAAUCGCUAAAACAAUCCUCCAAUCUGGUUUUUUUUUGUUUGUUGGUAAAAAGUAUAGAAUUCUGUUUUGUACAACUGUCAACUGGAGAACGCGGAUGCGGCAGGGCGGAGGGGGAAUUUCUUGGAUUGCUUUAGUGAUGCAGCGAGAUUAGCACUUUUAUACAUGGAAUUAGUUACACAUGGAAUUUCUGCUUUAGAAUUCAUGCAAGAGGAGG
Messenger RNA from Prunus avium (sweet cherry), 2529 nucleotides. NCBI's taxonomy places the organism in Eukaryota, Viridiplantae, Streptophyta, Magnoliopsida, Rosales, Rosaceae. The record is from RefSeq and is a predicted model, not a curated record.